AUGAGGCUGGCUCUUCUUUCACCUCAACAAGUGGUUUCGCAGCUUGCAAAAGAGCCCGCGACGUCUCCGUUCAUGCUGAAGGUGGCUAUCAUCGCUGCGAUAGAUCCUCGGUAUCGUCGUGCAGGAGUUGCGAAAGUGUUCAUCCAGAAAGUUUCAUCUGGACAGUCGACUGGAGAUAUUCCACACUGGCAGUAUCCAAUGUUAGGAAUAAUCAACGUCCUUGCUUCAAUCUGCACCGAUCAGAGCCGUCAGCGAGACGUCGCCAUCCUUCGAGAAGUCUAUUCGGCAUAUCAACAAAUCUUCGACGUCAUUGUCAAGGAUUUUCAUCUCUUGACUCCGUUAAACAAGCUUGGCGACAAUAGGAGAGGCGUCGUUGCCGCGGCCCUUUCAUUGUUCAGAGAGGAUCCAGAGACAAAGAGGAAGCUGUACGAGCUGGGAAUGUUGCGGCUGAUCGUUCAUUCUGGAACUGGCCCCCUCCCUCCACCAGACUAUCUCGAGAGGAUAUUCCAAGCGGUGAAUAUGCCCCGUUUCGUUUCGCGAUUCAACUUCCUAUUCAAGCAAAAGCAUAUCCCCGGUGACGCCCUCUGGCAAGACCUGUCGCUAGCCAUGCACCUCACAAGGGGAUCAUGGCUUCCCUUUGGCCCUCACUUUACUCAGGCCGGCGUGCCAAAACAAGUCUUAUUGGCGAUUUUACGCUCUCUGAAAGGGCCCUCAGAGCAUUUGUGCAUUCUCUUUAGCCUUGGAGAGGUAUUCACCCAGGAGCUAAUCCUGAACUCACCGUACCCAAUGGGCACACUUGCCGACAUGAUAAACAACACGCGACUCAUCGAGGUUGCCGCGGAAGGCUUCAAGAUGGCGAACCAAGCUCCACCUCACACGCAGAGGAUCGACGACGCUGGAACCUUCUACCAGUUCUUCCAGAACAUCGGGCAUGCGCUUGGCUGCGCUGACACUACCGGCUGCAAAUUGCAUUGCACGCCGGCGUUCCGGGAUGCGAUGCGGGCCAACGUCGAGCGGAUAGGGAUCACGACGUCCAUCUCACUCCAGGAGGAGCUCGGCGCGGAUGGAAAGUACCUGGAACUCUGGACAGGGUUGACUCGGCUCUUGGGAAUUACGGACAAGUCGAUCCGCGAGCGGAGUGCGGAGCAGGACGAAGAAGGCGUGUCAGAGAUGUGGUUUGGUAUUUUACUGCAAUCGUCAGUGCCAGAAGAACUAACUGAACCAUCCUACUAUAGCGAUUGGAAGAACCAUAAGCACGAGUGUAAAGCCCUUCUCGAAGACGCCUGA
This is a messenger RNA of Cyclocybe aegerita, 1287 nucleotides long. The record is from the annotation of a GenBank genome assembly. Lineage: Eukaryota; Fungi; Basidiomycota; Agaricomycetes; Agaricales; Hemipholiotaceae.